AUGAUCAUCGAGGAGCUGCCGAGUGGCCCGCAGGCGGCGGCUGAACUCGCGGCGAAAGGCGACGCGCAGUUUGUGGACGAGGACUAUGACGCGGCCGUGGAUCUCUACACGCAGGCGAUCAGCGCGAAUGGCGCGACCGAGACUCUUCUCUGCAAACGCGCAGCCGCGCACAUUAAGCUCGAGAAUUUCACAGAUGCGGUGGCAGAUGCAAACGCGGCGAUCAAGCUGAACCCGUCUUAUGCGCUGGCCUACCUGCGUAAAGGAGUCGCCUGUCAUCACCUAGAAGAGUAUGAGACAGCACUGGCAGCGUUCAAGGCAGGAGCCAAGCUAGAGCCGAGUAAUGCCAAGUUCCGCAACGGCAUUCGCAAGGCAGAGGCGGAGCUGCAGAGCCAAGAAGAGGACAUGACAGUUGACGCUCCUGCCCCCUCUGCUCCAUCCACGUCAGAAGCUCCUGCCAGCGCCCCCACUGCCUCUGCUGCCCCCACUUCCUCUGCUCCUGUCACUACACCUGCGCCAGCACCAGCACCAGCACCUCCGAAAUACAGGCACGAGUUUUAUCAGUCGGCGACAACAGUGGUGGUGACAGUGUUCGCCAAGGGCGUUUCAUCGGAGCAGCUGAAAGUGCAGAUUGGAGAGCAAGUGCUGAGUGUGGUGAUCGAAUCGACCAAUGACGAGCCGCCAUAUGUCCUGCAGCUGCGGUUGUUUGGCAAGGUGGACCCGGCAAAGAGCAAGCACGUGCUGAUGAGCACCAAGAUCGAGGUGCGGCUGGCCAAGGCGGAGGCCAUUCACUGGACGGCUCUUGAGGCAACCAGACGACCCGCGGUGGUGCAGCCUGUGAACGUGUCCGAUGAAACCGCGGAGAAGCUGAAGCACAUGUACCCAUCGUCCCGCAAGCAGCAUGUGAACUGGGACCAGCUUGAGGCAGAGGUGAAGGCAGAGGAGAAGGAUGAGAAGUUGGAGGGAGAUGCAGCGCUGAACAAGCUCUUUCAGGACAUCUACGCAGGGGCAGACGAGGAGACACGCCGUGCCAUGAACAAGUCUUUCGUGGAGUCCAAGGCCGGUCCGAGUGGAAUCAUGGGGUUCGCUCUUCGGGCGGUCGCGAUACUCUUUAUCGUGGGAUCCAUUUCCGCAACCGUCGUAUCCGCAGCUGAGCCGUACCUAGUGACCAAAGCCAAGCAGCUUCGCGGAAUCGCGGACGCCGCACAAGCAGAUCUCGACGCCGCUAAUGAUCUUCUCCAGCAGCGGCUCGCGGAGGAAGCGCCUUUGGCACAAAAGGCGGCGGCUGCGGACGCGGAAGUCACCGCCGCAACGACGGAGCUCAACAGCAAGCGCGCUGAGCUCGAGGCGGCAAAAGUGGAGCAGGAAACGGCGCGUCAGGCGCUGAUUCAGGCGAAGCAGGUUUCGCGCGACGAGCGUUCGUACUUAGACGAUCUCGAGUCGCAGGCCGAAGAGGCCAUUUUCGAGGAGAGCGAAGCCGCAAAGGACGUUCUCGACGCCAUCGCCCGCCAAAACACCACCGCCGUCGUGCUCAAUGAGCAGCAGAAAAUAGCGACGGAAGCUUACAACGACGCUGUCGCCGCGGCUCGGUCAGCUGCGCGGCUCCAAACCCCGGAGGCGAAGGCGCUUCAGACGGAACUGUAUAAUGUCAAGCUCCAGGCGGAUCGGAUCCUUGGCGCAGUGAAGAAGCAAGCCGACCGCGCCGUCCAGCGUGUGUCAGAGCGGGAGACGGAAAGCGAGAAGGUUAAGAAGGAUAAGAGCGAAACUCGCGGCGCCGCCGACGUACAGAAGGCGGUGAAAGAAAAGGCGGAGAAGGACGAGGCCGAUUCGAACGUGUUUUUCACAAAGGCGGUCGGAAAGACGAAGAACUUGGAUACCGCGGUGAAAACGGCGGGGCAGAAUUACAAUGCGAAGGUGAAGGCGCAGCGGGACGCCAAGUUGGCGCUGGCGCCUAAGGUCAAUGCGCGCGCGGCGCAGGAGCGCGUCGUGGCGAUGAGGAAGUCGCGCGCGGACGCGUCCAAGGGGAACGCGGAUAACGCGGACAAGGAAGCUAGGGGGAGAGGUCUCAGAUUUUAA
This is a messenger RNA of Closterium sp. NIES-65, 2073 nucleotides long. Lineage: Eukaryota; Viridiplantae; Streptophyta; Zygnematophyceae; Desmidiales; Closteriaceae. The record is from the annotation of a GenBank genome assembly.